Molecule: messenger RNA, 1335 nt
Organism: Saccharomyces kudriavzevii IFO 1802
Lineage: Eukaryota; Fungi; Ascomycota; Saccharomycetes; Saccharomycetales; Saccharomycetaceae
Gene: STD1
Product: Std1p
Exons: 1
Coding region: 1-1335 (444 amino acids)
Source: RefSeq, a predicted model, not a curated record
AUGUUUGUUUCACCACCUCCAGCAACAGCGAGGAACCAAGUACUGGGGAAGAGAAAGUCAAAGAGGCAUGAUGGAAAUUCAAAGUGUGUGCAACCAGGCGCUGACGCAGAAACUGGCAAAUGCAUUUCUUAUUUUGGGUCCAACAACAAUCCUUCACAUUUUGGUCAAGAGAUGAACACACCAAAUCAUUAUAGUCUAAACUCCAAUUCGGGGAAUGGUAGAAGUAACAAUAAUUUUGUUAGUACACCACCAGAGUAUGCAGAUAGAGCAAGGAUAGAGAUUCGAAAAAGACUACUUCCAUCUGCAGGAAAUAAAACCAUGGAUGCAAGCAAUGCCUUUCCAGAAAGUGCGGAUAUACAACAGAUAGCCACUCCAGACAGUCAAAGUUUUGUUUCGGAUCAUGCAUCUUCGUACGAAUCCAGUAUAUUCUCACACCCAUCCACUGUGCUAACACAUGUCACCACAGACAGUUCAUCAAUUGAUAUAAAGACGCCGAAGUUCGUCACCGAGAUAACACUUGAGGACGCUUUGCCUAAGACGUUUUAUGAUAUGUAUUCUCCUGAAGUGCUUAUGUGUGAUCCUGCUAAUAUUCUCUACAACGGACGUCCCAAUUUUACAAAGCGUGAGUUGCUAGAUUGGGACCUAAAUGAUAUACGAUCUCUGCUGAUAGUGGAGCAAUUGCGGCCUGAAUGGGGAUCUCGAUUACCAACUGUAGUGUCCUCUGGCAUUAAUUUACCACAGUUCAGAUUGCAACUGCUUCCUCUAUGUUCCAGCGAUGAGUUUAUAAUUGCAACAUUGGUUAAUUCAGAUUUGUACGUAGAGGCAAAUUUAGACCGCAAUUUCAAGCUAACAAGUGCAAAGUAUACGGUGGCAUCAGCAAGAAAAAGGCAUGAGGAAAUGUCAGGAUUCAAUGAGCCUAUCAUGCGCUUAUCUAAGCCUGAAUGGAGAAACAUAAUCGAGAACUAUUUGUUGAACGUUGCCGUUGAGGCCCAAUGCAGAUACGACUUCAAGCAAAAACGGUCUGAAUACAAGAGAUGGAAAUUGCUAAAUUCAAACUUGAAAAGGCCCGAUAUGCCUCCUCCAAGCCUCAUACCCCAUGGUUUCCAGACGCACGAAUGUUCCAACUCAGGUAACCUUUUGAAAAAGGCUUUGAUGAAGAAUUUGCAAUUGAAAAACUACAAGAAUGAUGCCAAGACAUUAGGUGCUGGUACACAAAAAAAUGUCGUUAAUAAGGUGUCACUGACCUCGGAAGAGAGGGCAGCUAUCUGGUUACAAUGCCAAACCCAAGUCUAUCAAAGACUAGGUCUAGAUUGGAAACCCGACGGAAUGUCAUAA